AACUCAACUCAACUCAGCUCAGUCGCUACUUCUUCUCCAAAUCCCAUGGGCAAAAAGGUAAAAUGGAGCUGGACCUCAGCCGCGCUCGGCGCGGCGUCGGCAGUGGCUGCGACGGCCAUAAUCGCAGCGAAGCCGAAGGACCCACACUUCGACCUCAUCUCGAUCAACUUCACCUCCUUCAAGCUCAAACUCCCAGUCGUCGACGCCGAGCUAAUCCUGACCGUCCACAUCACCAACCCCAACAUCGCACCCAUCCAUUACUCCUCCACCACCAUGUCCAUCUUCUACCAAGGCUCGCUCCUCGGCUCGGCCGACAUCAAGGCCGGCUCCCAGUCGGCCAGGUCCUGCAAGAUGCUUCGGCUCCCGGCUCGGCUCGACGGCCUCCAGCUGGCUCAGCACGCUUCUAAGUUCUUCUCCGACGUGGCCAAGCGGGAGAUGUUGCUCGACGCCGCCGUCGAUAUUGGUGGCACGGCCAAGGUCUUGUGGUGGGACCAUAAGUUUAAGGUCCACGUGGAUAGCCGCGUCACCGUUGAUCCAGUUUUUCUUGAUGUGAUUGAUCAGGAAAAUAGGUCUGAACUUGAUAUUUUUGUUAAAGAUUAAAAAAAAGUGGUAUUUGUGAAAGAUUGAAUGAAAUGAAUGGAUUUUAAUUUUAUGAUUGGAAUCGAAACUUACGACAACAA
Humulus lupulus (European hop) is the source of this 680-nucleotide messenger RNA. RefSeq lists its product as uncharacterized. The transcript has a single exon. Gene Ontology annotation, cellular component: plasma membrane. NCBI's taxonomy places the organism in Eukaryota, Viridiplantae, Streptophyta, Magnoliopsida, Rosales, Cannabaceae. Gene Ontology annotation, biological process: response to desiccation. Bases 46 to 600 code for a protein of 184 amino acids. The record is from RefSeq and is a predicted model, not a curated record.